This is a messenger RNA of Phodopus roborovskii (desert hamster), 735 nucleotides long. It is a transcript of the gene Mpc1, whose product is annotated as mitochondrial pyruvate carrier 1. Gene Ontology annotation, cellular component: mitochondrial inner membrane. The transcript has 5 exons. Gene Ontology annotation, biological process: pyruvate import into mitochondria. Lineage: Eukaryota; Metazoa; Chordata; Mammalia; Rodentia; Cricetidae. The coding region runs from base 74 to 403 and encodes 109 amino acids. The record is from RefSeq and is a predicted model, not a curated record.
CCCGGACCCGGCCAGGCCAGGCCCCGGCAGAGCGGCUGCACCGCCGACCGCACGCACGCACGCACGCACGGCCAUGGCUGGGGCGCUGGUGCGCAAAGCGGCGGACUAUGUCCGCAGCAAGGACUUCCGGGACUAUCUGAUGAGUACGCACUUCUGGGGCCCGGUUGCCAACUGGGGCCUCCCCAUCGCCGCCAUCAAUGACAUGAAGAAGUCUCCAGAAAUUAUCAGUGGGCGGAUGACCUUCGCCCUCUGUUGCUAUUCCUUGACAUUCAUGAGAUUUGCCUACAAGGUGCAACCGCGGAACUGGCUCCUGUUCGCAUGCCAUGUUACAAAUGAAGUGGCCCAGCUCAUUCAGGGAGGACGGCUUAUCAACUAUGAGAUGAGUAAGAAGGCGUCCGCGUAGCGGCGAGGACCAGCUCUUGAAAGGGACAGUGCCUCAGCCACUGUUGCCAAGCCACAGACCACAUCAGCAUACAUGAUCUUGCCGAGGGGAAAACACGGAAUGCUAUCCUUAAUUACCUUGCCAACAUUAUAGAAGAGCAGAGAGUCCCUAAGCCAACUCUCUGCUGCCUUAUCGAUGCUAAAAUUUAUGUCUUCAUCAAGAGUAGUUCAAAAUAUGCAAAUAAUUUAAUAAUUUUGAAUGAUGGUUUAUCUGUAGUAAUGUUUAGUAAUGUGUAUAUUAUCUAUUGGGGCUUGUGUAAUAAAAAUCUAAGGAACAAAAUUUUAUAACUAUAA